AUGAGCGCUGAGCCCUUGCGAGAGCCCGGCUCUGCGCUGCCCCGCGCGGGGCGCGCCUGCCGCAGCGCCGUGGCGCGGCUCGCUGCGGGGAUAGCAGCGCUCUGGUCGCUGAGGUUUGGUCAGAAAACUGGGUUUGUGCUUUACGAGGUGUUUCUCCUUAUCUCCUGCGUCGUAUCGCAGUGGAGUGUGUGGAGCGGCUGCGCAGAGCCUUGCAAGACAACGUAUCGUGUUCGGAGGCGGCACGUCCUUCAGGAGCCCAGGAACGGCGGAGAGCCGUGCCCUCCUCUGGAGGAGCGGGCUGGCUGCGUGGAGUACUGGAGUCAGCAAGGAGCCGAGUGCAAACAGUCCUUGAUCCCAGCAUUAAUAACAACAGGAGGAUUUGGAAAAGCGAGGAAAAAAAGAGCUGCAGUUGAUGGCAACGAAAGAGCAGGAUACUGUGUUGAAUUCCAGCUCGUGGCCAUCACGCAGGGCUGCUUGCACAGUCACCACUCGUACACUCACUGGAUGCGGUACCUCCGGGAGGGCCACACGGUCUGUGUGGAGUGUCAGCACCCAGCGUUGGAUUCCAGGAGUCUACAUUGCUAUGGGGAUGGCCGCGGGAGCCAAAAGAAUCAGCUGCUGCACUGGCAGGCUGUGGGGAACCCACAGUGCAGGGGAACCUGGAAGAGAAUUCGCCAGCUGGACACUUGCUCCUGUCCCUCUGUUCACAGCUUCCUGUUCAUCUAAAUUCUCCUGAUGGUCCCAGCAAAAGAGCAGCGUGACGGCUUGUCUGGCACAAACGUGCAGCAGCAGCAGUGACCACAACCAAACCGGUGACUUCUCUGGGUCAAAGGUUGAGCUGUUUGCUUCCAAGAGGUUGCUGUCUGCCCUGGGCUGUUCUGACUCCUUCCUGUCCAUCUGUACUCCUCAGUUUUCAGAGUAAUCAGGCUGACUGUGAAGCAUCCAUCCCCUUCUCUCAGCACAUCCAUCCUUGCUGCCUCUUCUGCCUGGGAAAGGCCUUUCUGACCCUGAUGACUUUCAAAUUCACCCUUCCUUGAGAGGAGCAAGAAUUUACCAAAUAAGAAAGCGGACAGAAAAAAAGCCAGUAUAAACCCAUGAUUAAUUAUUAUUUCCCAAAGUCUCACUGAAUAAUCAGCAAAUUCAUGCAAAAUGAAUUAACUCAAGUGCCUCAUUUACGUGGCAAUAGCACUUCUUUGUGGCUGCUUCUUGCUUGUGUUUAUAUAUCUUUUCCUUGUAUUUUCACCCUCCCUGGUCUCAUCAUUUCAUAUUGGUCCUCAGUCUCAUAAAUGGUUGAUAGUGCCCUGUUGAGGUAAUGGCAAAACUUAGAAACAAGCCUAUUCAAACCUGAGAACAGAAGGUACCAGGGAUGAUUGUGUCCUUGGAUUUCAGGUUUCAAGAAACAUCUCUAAAUUUCCUCAAAGUGCCUUGCUGUCCUGGGGCUCUAAAUAGCAAGUCAUUCUGGCUGCACCAGGAGGGGAGCUAACUGUAGCCGUGUAUUUCCUCCUGGAAAAUAUUUGGAAUAUUUUCUUUAUUUUCUGCUGAUUUAUAUUCGUGUUUUUCUAUAAACGAAAAUAAAAGAGACUAGAGAUGUUC
Messenger RNA from Struthio camelus australis, 1593 nucleotides. Lineage: Eukaryota; Metazoa; Chordata; Aves; Struthioniformes; Struthionidae. The record is from RefSeq and is a predicted model, not a curated record.